Molecule: messenger RNA, 2163 nt
Organism: Asterias rubens (European starfish)
Lineage: Eukaryota; Metazoa; Echinodermata; Asteroidea; Forcipulatida; Asteriidae
Product: EF-hand calcium-binding domain-containing protein 7-like
Exons: 14
Coding region: 106-1905 (599 amino acids)
Molecular function (GO): calcium ion binding
Source: RefSeq, a predicted model, not a curated record
AACAGUCUCAAACAUGCACAAUACAAGGGCAAUCAAGAAGUCGAAAAGUGAACAUUUUUAUUUGAUGAGCGUUCUUCUUAAUAUUUGAACGCAAAAAAAGGGAGUAUGAGUAGACGAGACAGCGGAGCCUCUUCGAUCGCGAGUCGGAGAAGCAGACGCUCCAACCCUGGAGGAGGCGAGGGAGAAACACAGAGGAACAAAGAUGCCCAAUUCUAUGAAGAAUGUCGAGCAGCUUACGUAGCUGUGCUUGGCGACACCCAUGAGGCUAUGACAUCAAAAGCACAGCUUUCAUUGAGUUUACAACAAUCUGGAAGGAAUCCUUCACAAAAGGCCUUAGAUAAAUACUGGACAACAAAAACAAAGAAGCUAACGUAUGAUGAGUUCUGCGACGUGAUGCGUCAAGAGAAGCCACCGUCAACGAGCGAGCUUCUCAAGGCAUUCAAGAAAAUGGACAUCAACAAUGACGGCUACAUCACGCAUAAUGAACUAUCUCGAGUCCUCACACAAAGGGGGGAGAAGAUGAGUCGGAAGGAGGUGGAUGCAAUGAUAGCGGAAGCUGAUGACGAUGGAGAUAAACGUCUCAACUACAAUGAGUUCUGUAGAAUGUUGAUGAAUACGGCUAGCAAAUGUCGACAGACGGCCAUGGAGAAUAUCGACAAGAAAAUGAAAAGUGAAAGGAAAGCGAAGGAGAAAGCCUCGCCUGCGCCUAGAAUAGGCAGGGAAACGAGCCCCUUACCGCAUCCACGCAAAAGGGCCUCCAUCAACAAGACUCUCCCGCCCGUGUCAAAGGUCGCGCCCAAGGUGACGGAGCCUCGGAACCUCAAGUCUUGGCACCAUUCCCACAGGAAGGGUUGCUGUCUCUUUGAGGAGCACGGCAAAGUUGUCUCUCAUCAGUACGUACUGGAUGUAUCCACGUCUAGCGCCCUCUGGUUAUCGGUCAAACCGCUUAACCUUCACCCAGAAAUAGCCUCCAGUAAACCCCAUCCUGAUAUCAGAGUGUUUCUCCUACGACAAAACGAUAAUGGAACCCUAGGAGAACUGGUCGCCCAUACUAACAUGAAAAUCCAACAGAAACACUGUCUUCAUCAAGAGUUGAAGGCGGGUACCUAUCGGCUUUUACCGAUGACCACGGGCUGUCGCUUAAAGCCCAGACAGAGACAAUCCAAGACCAAGACCCAGCUUAUCAAGAAAUCUGCUGAUGACUGUGUGCUAACCAAACCAUUCAGGAAUGCCUUGACGGACAUCUUUGAGUUGGUUGAUUUGGAUGGGAAUGGUACCCUGAGUAGGGAAGAAUUUAACAUCUUUCAGCUGCGGACCAGUGGAGAGGCGGUGGAUGACGAUGCUUGGGAAGUAGUCGAAGAGAAUUUUGAGCUGAAGAAGGGUGAAUUGACCCGGAAGGGAUUCAUGGAUCUGAAUCAGAUGGAGGCCAAUGACCUCGAUGGUGACACUGAUGACCUUUGGGUCACUCUACAAUCAAUGGGCUUCUCAGACGACUUGGCGUUAGACGAGUCACUCCCGUUUAUCGUCGACGCCUACACAGACAAGUGCAAGAGUCAUAUCAGGGCCCUGCCACUCCAGGGCGGGGGUGCGGCCCUCGAGCGGGCCGUCUGUGAAGCGGUCAGAACAAGUGGCGAGGAGAGAAUCAAAAUCAAGGAGGCGGUGGAUGCUGUGAUGCACACAUCGGUCAGCGACUCUAUCUUCACAAUCACAGUUGAGAAUAAGGCGUCCACAAAGUUUUCACUCAAGCUGGACUGUGGGAAGAGCAGUAAUUGCAUCAGUAGCAGACCUGACCUGAACCACACCAUAGUGGUGCCCCCAAAGACAGUUGUGAUUGGUCAUCAUAUAAUGCCGGAGAAAGACUCGGAAGAGUGGACUAUUAAGUGCACAGACACUGUUAUUACAUAGUGAGGUUUCGUCUACUCUGUAGGGGAUGGGUGUUGUUGAUGGGUUGGCAGGGAUGGUUUUUAACAUGGGAGAGAUGUAAGUUAUUUGAAGAACAAUCACUUCUUUGAAGUCGGUACAAGCCGUUUUGUUAUUUUGUUUUUGUUUUUUUCUCAAGAAGAAUCAAAUACUUAUCCAAUGUAAUUGCUGAGCGAGGAUUAUUGGGAGCUGGAUACGGUCAAUGUGUAUUUCAUGGCAAGUUGGCUGGUAACCUGAAUCUGC